AUGGCGGAUACAACACAGAAGCAGGUGCAAACAAAUGUAGAGCCAGCUGCUCUCUCCCCGCCAUACGUUGGGGAAAGGUCUUCGAACCUCGAUGAAAGCGACUUUGUGACGGCCACAGAGGAUCGUGAGCUUAGACGGGGUCUUCAUCAGCGGCAUGUGUCACUCAUCGCUAUCGCUGGAGCGAUUGGAACGGGCCUCUUUCUCGGUCUCGGGGGCUCAAUCCAGACCGCUGGUCCUCUAGGGGCACUGCUUGGCUAUGCGACUAUCGGCCUAGUGGUUUGCGCAGUACAGUUUGCCCUGGGCGAGGUGACGGCUCUUUUGCCUGUCACUGGUUCGUUCGUCAGGCAUGCCGAACUCUUGAUCGAUCCUGCUUUUGGCUUUGCAAUCGGCUAUAACAUUGUGUACGGCAAUUGUCUCUCUAUCCCGGCCGAAAUCACAGCGCUCUGCGUUCUCUUCCAGUAUUGGACAGAUGUCAAUCCUUCAGUUUGGAUCGUGACAUUCAUUGCUCUGACCGUCAUUGUCGGCAUGUGUUUCAUCGGUAUUUAUGGCGAGGUCGAGUUCUGGUUCGCUCUACUGAAGAUCCUGUUCAUCAUCUUCCUGAUCCUGCUCGGCCUAAUCAUCGACCUGGGCGGAGUUUCGGGUACCCCUCGUACCGGCUUCAGAUACUGGAAGAAUCCUGGCCCGUUCGUCGAGUACAUAGCCACCGGUUCUUGGGGCAACUUCUUGGGCUAUUGGGCCGUCAUGAGCAACGCUGUAUUCAGCUUUGCCGGAACGGAAAGCAUUGCUAUGGCGGCAGCCGAGACGCGACAUCCACGAGUGGCCAUUCCCAAGGCGUGUAAGCGGGUCUUCAUUCGUGUUUCAACGUUCUAUAUCCUGGCUGUGCUCAUCGUGGGCAUGCUUGUGCCCAGCGACGAUCCCCGACUUGAUGAUGAGUCCGGCACCGCUGCGCAGAGCCCGUUCGUGAUCGCAGCCAGCGCAGCAGGCCUCAGGGGCGUUGCAUCACUCGUGAACGCCAUCGUGAUCACCUCGGCGUGGUCCAGCUCAAAUCAAGCAUUGCUUGCCGGUACCCGUGUCCUGUACGGCCUUGCACUGAAAAACCAGGCGCCUAAAAUCUUCCUGCGCACUACACCAUGGGGUGUUCCCUACGUGUGCGUGCUGUUUUUCACAGCCUUCAUGUUCCUGGCUUUCAUGAGCCUCUCGGACGGUGCGCUGACGGUGUUCUGGUGGCUUGUGGACUUGACGGCGUGCGGUGUGCUGAUAUCGUGGAUAACGGUGCUGCUGAACCAUUUGCGGCUGCUACAGGCUAUGAAGGCGCAAGGAUUAGACUUGAAAAUGCUCCCUUGGCAUUCAAGAUGGACGGAGUUUUCAACUCCUGCGGCACUGCUCUUGUGCGUUGUGAUUCUUUUCACUGCUGGGUUUCCCGUCUUCACCAAAGGGAAUUGGUCCACCAGUGGUUUCAUCUCGUCAUAUUUGGACAUACCUCUCGUGAUCACUGCAUAUGUGGUAUGGAAGAUAUACAAGCGGACGAAGAUUGUGAAACUCUCCGAGAUCCCUCUUGACGAGGCUCUUGAACGAGCUGCCGAAGAUAUAGGGCCGGAAACCAAAACACCGAGAUGGCGGCAGAUAGUAGGGUUACUCUGGGACUAA
This is a messenger RNA of Fonsecaea erecta, 1647 nucleotides long. RefSeq lists its product as hypothetical. The record is from RefSeq and is a predicted model, not a curated record. Gene Ontology annotation, biological process: amino acid transmembrane transport. Bases 1 to 1647 code for a protein of 548 amino acids. NCBI's taxonomy places the organism in Eukaryota, Fungi, Ascomycota, Eurotiomycetes, Chaetothyriales, Herpotrichiellaceae. Gene Ontology annotation, molecular function: amino acid transmembrane transporter activity. Gene Ontology annotation, cellular component: membrane. The transcript is spliced from 5 exons.